This is a messenger RNA of Acipenser ruthenus (sterlet), 1530 nucleotides long. RefSeq names its product tigger transposable element-derived protein 4-like. The coding region runs from base 1 to 1530 and encodes 509 amino acids. The transcript has a single exon. Lineage: Eukaryota; Metazoa; Chordata; Actinopteri; Acipenseriformes; Acipenseridae. Gene Ontology annotation, molecular function: DNA binding. The record is from RefSeq and is a predicted model, not a curated record. Gene Ontology annotation, cellular component: nucleus.
AUGGCUGAGAAGCGAAAACGAGUCGAUUUGCCUUUGGCUCAGAAGGUUGAACUCUUGAAGGCAUUGGAGUCUCCUGUGGUUUCCCAGGCUACUGUGGCAAAGAAAUUUGCUGUGUCAACAUCGCAGGUGUCUCGCCUUGUGAAAGGUAAAGUUGAAAUCCUGCAGCAGUUUGAAAACAACGGCAAUCCGAACCGAAAACGUCAGAGAGCAGGCAAGAAUGAGGAGGUUGGCAAUGCACUCUUCUUGUGGUUUAGACAGAAAUUAAGUCAGGGAGCUCGAAUCUCUGGCCCCAUGCUGAAGCAGAAGGCUGCAGAUUUGGCGGCGGCUGAAGGAACAGACUUCAUGCCCUCUGAUGGUUGGCUUUCUCGAUGGAAGGCUCGUCACAAUGUAGUGUUCAAGAAAGAGGAAGGUGAGCGCCAAGAUUCUGAUUGGUCGGCUGCCCUGGACUGGAAGCGUAAAAUUCUGCCUCAAAUUCUCGAUUCGUACAGCCCUAAUGACAUCUUCAACGCAGACGAGUCUGGUUUGUUUUUCCGGGACUUUCCUGAAAAAGGUCACUGCCUUAAAGGAGAGGAGCUAGCUGGCAGCAAGAAAGCCAAAGACAGAAUCACUGCACUGCUCUGUGCGAACAUGUCGGGCUCUGAAAGGCGGCCUCUGUUAAUCAUUGGCAACAGCAAACAACCAUGCUGCUUCCCGAAGGAUCUGAACCGACUUCCAGUGGAUUAUGCUAGCUCGAAAAAGGCAUGGAUGACUGGCCAGCUAUUUCAGCAGUGGUUGCAGAAGUGGGACAAGUCCCUUCGCACAAGGAAUCGCCAUAUAUGCCUCCUGGUUGACAACUGCUCGGCACAUCCCUCAGACAUCCGUUUAACAAACAUCAACCUCAAGUUUCUACCAUUCAACACAACCAGCGUGAUGCAACCGAUGGGCAUGGGGGUGAUCAAAAACUGGAAGGCGCACUACAAGAGCCGUCUCAACCGUCGCAUGAUCACCGCUCUUGAUGCGGAUCCUGAGAAGAAAGCCAAGGAUGUUUCCAAAAGCAUCACACUGCUAGACGUGCUCUACCUGGCAAAGGAAUCGUGGAAUGCAGUCAGCUCACAGACAAUCCUGAACUGCUUUCGCAAGGGUGGCUUCUGCAAGGACGAGGCAGCAGAUGUGUUUGAUGGGGAUGAGUCACUUGCAGAUGUUUCAGUUCCUGAAAACAUGACGCCUGAAGAAUUUGAGGAAUUCGUUGACAUGGACAAAGAUGUCAAAAUUGCUGCCGACCAUACCAAUGCUGAGAUUUUGGAGGCUGCAAGUGACAGCAAGCGUGUCAAAGUUGAAAUGGCAGAGGAAGAUUCUGAGUCUGACGACAACAGUGCACCACCACCUCUCACCUUAGCGCAGAAGUUGCAAAUGGCGACUCACCUUAGACAAUAUGUGCAGGAAAGUGGAAUGCAAGCUGCGCUACCCCUUCUGAGGAUGGUGGAAGACAAAGUUCAGUCCGAAGCAGCUCAGUCACGGAAACAGCGCACAAUUGACUCCUAUUUCAAAUAA